Molecule: messenger RNA, 1302 nt
Organism: Linnemannia hyalina
Lineage: Eukaryota; Fungi; Mortierellomycota; Mortierellomycetes; Mortierellales; Mortierellaceae
Source: the annotation of a GenBank genome assembly
AUGAGGACCUUCUUGAAACUCUCCUUGCUCCUCGUAGGCCUGCUGUCAAUGGACGCUGCGCCCGUCAACGGCACCGAUACUAAACUCGUGCCUCUCGCAAGCGAAGCCGAUCUUGCCGCCUUCUACUUCAAGGGUUGUGUCCCAGGAACUACCAAGAUUACUCCAUUGGAAGGCGGCGCCACCGAGUAUUCGUGCACCAAGGAGAAGGGAAGAAGAAACGGAUCCAGCAAACACGAACUCGGAACCAACUUGUUUGUCUAUUCAAACGGCGCAGGCUUCGAUAUCAGCAUGGGCUUAAAUCUUGGCGUCAUUGCCAACGUUCAGCAGUUCCAUUUUGGUGGCUACGUCAACUCUGCUUGGGACACGUCCAGAGCUGUUACUUAUCCCAUCGCACAAUCUGCACAAGUGGUGGAUAGACUCCCAAAGAAGUGCACAAAGGACGACCAAUUCUGCUUUGAUGUGAUUGAUGGAUCUGAAAACACUGGCACCACUACUGCUUAUACUCACGGGUAUCAAAAGCACGACCUCGCAUCGAUUGCGAUGCUUGAGCAGAGACAAAUCCUCACUGCAGGAAUGAACCUGCAUGUCCGAACAAACUCGGAAAGCACGCUCAUGUUCAACAUUCCCCGCAAGGUGACUGCCGAGUUUUCGAUCAGCAGGAUCCUCAUGGACACCUACGACCUGCUCAGUCCUCCCCGCAGACCCAUGGUCUAUGCCGCUAUUCUACAGCACGGACUGAGUGUCCACGACACGACCUACAACUCCAUCACCCCAACACCUCCCAAACUCCAAACAUACAAGGUCAACUUCCGGCGCAUCCCCCAGCACUAUAAACCGACCGACAUUAUCCAGCUUUUCAGCAAAUACGGCAAGCCUAAGGAAAUCGGCAUGUACUACCAUGCGCACCCUAAGCGCAAGGUCUACACGCAGGAUGGAUAUGUUUUGUUCGAAAAGGACGAAAAGCCAAGCCACCCAGAAUUGCCAAAGGAAAUUGUUGCUGGACCAGGACACCCAAUUAUCACCAACAUUGUCGAAGCACCCAAGCCGGCACCCACAUCUACCGCCACCAGAUCCAACACCAAUAAGGAAUCCAACAACGCAUCCUCGGCCAAGGACGCCAAAGGACAGGAUGCAGCAGGGUUCAGACAGCAACGCAAACGCAACAGCAAGAAACGCCGCAAGAAUACGCAGAUUUCAUCUUCCAUGGAAGGUAUAGAAUCCACCACCUGCCGCAAUCGCUGCGCCUGUCGACCCCGCCACACCCGCCACACCGACCCCGCAGGAGUCUACUCAGGAAGCUAG